AUGUACGCUCGGCAUGGUUUGUCGUUUUCGGAAGUUGAAGCGACUGUGAAUCCCACAUGUACCGGAACAUCAGUUUGUGCCUUGACGUAUGAUGGUGGUGUUGCUGUUAUGAGCGAUCGGCUUGUUUCAUAUGGUAAAAUGGCUCGAUACCGCCACAUUACUCGUCAAUAUCGUGUGAAUAACCGUGUCAUCAUUGCAUUCGGUGGUGAUCAUGCUGAUUUCCAGUGGUUGCAAAAUGUCAUCGAAAGACAGACAUGUGAGCUGAAAUCGCACGAUCCUAAUGCUGAUCUAAGUCCAAAAAUGUUGCAUGGUUUUCUGACAUCGUUACUUUAUUAUCGUCGUACACGAAUGAAUCCACUUUGGAAUACAUUGGUAGUUGCUGGAAUGCAACGUCAAAAUGAAGAACUUGAACCGUUCAUUGGUGUUAUCACUUCUAGAGGCGUAGCAUACCGAACAAAGAGUGUUGCGACCGGUAUGGGUGCCAUGCUGCUAAAUCAGGUCAUCGAGACAGAACAUCGGAAAAACGAUGGUAAACUGUCAAAAGAACAGGCUAUUGAUAUACUGCAUAAAAGUCUGGAAUUAACUAUUUACCAUGACUGCGUUGCUGACAACGAAUUUGAAAUUUCGACCGUUGACAAAGAUGGUGUUAAGCUAGGAGCACCGGAGUUUGUCACUGGAAACUGGGACAUUGCGGAAUACAAUUGUGACUAUCAGUGA
This is a messenger RNA of Acanthocheilonema viteae, 717 nucleotides long. The record is from the annotation of a GenBank genome assembly. Lineage: Eukaryota; Metazoa; Nematoda; Chromadorea; Rhabditida; Onchocercidae.